UCCUGGUUGAUUUUGGGAUGAUUCCUCUAAGAAUUUGGGAUGAUUCCUGGGAGAUUUUGGGAGGUUUCCUGGAAGAAUUUGAGAGGAUUCCUGGAAGAAUUUGGGUUGAUUCCCAGGGGAGAUUUUGGGAGGAUUCUUGGAAGAAUUUGAGACGAUUACUGGAAGAAUUUGGGAUGAUUUCUGAGAGAUUUUGGGAGGAUUCCUGGAAGAAUUUGAGAGGAUUACUGGAAGAAUUUGGGAUGAUUCCUGAGAGAUUUUGGGAGGAUUCCUGGAAGAAUUUGGGAGGAUUCCUGGAAGAAUUUGGGAUGAUUCCUGGGAGAAUUUGGGAUGAUUCCCAGGGGAGAUUUUGGGAGGAUUCCUGGAAGAAUUUGUGAUGAUUCCCAGGGAAGAGUUUGGGAUGAUUCCCAAGAGAACUGGGACGAUUCCCAGAACAAUUCCAGCACUCCCCCCAUCCCUUUCCCCUCCCCACCUGUUCCUCCUCCACCUCCUUUGCAAUGACCCUUUUUCCCCUUCUCCCCCUACCGCCUCCCAAUCCCUUUUUCCCACAUUUUUCCCUGUUUUUCCGUGUUUUCCAGGCCAAAUUCCUUCCCAACAGCGGCGACUCCACGCUGGCCAUGUGUGCCCGGGAUGGGCAGGUGCGCGUGGCCGAGCUCUCGGCCACUCAGUGCUGCCGCAGCACCAAGCGCGUGGCCCAGCACAAGGGAGCCUCCCACAAGCUGGCGCUGGAGCCGGACUCGCCCUGCACGUUCCUGUCUGCAGGAGAGGACGCCGUGGUCUUCACCAUCGACCUGCGGCAGGACCGGCCCGCCUCGUGAGUGACCCGAAAAACGGGAAUUGUGAGGGGAAAAUGGAAAAUUCCGGGCGUAAAAUGGGAAUUCUGAGGGGAAAACUGAAAAUUCUGUGUGG
Messenger RNA from Parus major (Great Tit), 906 nucleotides. Its product is annotated as DDB1- and CUL4-associated factor 8-like. Lineage: Eukaryota; Metazoa; Chordata; Aves; Passeriformes; Paridae. Gene Ontology annotation, cellular component: Cul4-RING E3 ubiquitin ligase complex; cytoplasm. The record is from RefSeq and is a predicted model, not a curated record. Bases 495 to 815 code for a protein of 106 amino acids. The transcript has 2 exons. Gene Ontology annotation, molecular function: protein binding.